AUGAAGAUUCAGUUCCUGGUGCCACAUAUAGCAGUGGUAAUUGUACUUGGUUGCCGUAUUUCGGUCGAUGUUCCAGGUGACUAUAUUACACUUGAAUACUUGGUUUUCUGAUGACUUAAAUUUGAACACAUAACUGUAUAUUUGAAACAUUUUUAAAAAUAACCUGGCGACCUUUUUCUUUCCUCAUCAACAACGUUAGCAUGAAAACUGAGCCGACGAGCGAGCUGAAUGUAUGGGUGGGGGGUGAAUACAAGGUAAAUUUGGUUUCUUUGCGUGCUGGAACUCAUUAAAAUAUGACAAGUGUUUUGUGUGCAUGGAGGUUUUUCUUUUUAAUUGGGCCAUAUUGUCAAAACGUGCAGCAUAUAACUGCCAUGAAACCACCACAGCUCUAUUUUACUUUUACACAAGUACUUGCACUUGUACCCUAUUAUUGCCACCUCAGUGGAAUGUUAAUCUUGAGUCCUCCCGACUGCUCGAUGUUGCACUUUCACUGAAUGUGAAGCUCACACCUGCACAGCACAGCUGUCAAAACUAGGGGGGGGGGAAAAGAGGGAACAAACCAAAGUCGAAGCAGGCUCCCCACUCCUCCUCCUCUUGGUCGAAAUCUCGAUUUAUCCCUCCUCUUGUUUCUGGGCGGAUCUUGUGAAGUCCUCCACACCCCUACUCUGGGCUGGCUUCAAGCUAUUUCAGCAGCUGCACGUGGAAACAAAAGCAGAGUGGCCGCACUUUCAUCUGUCGGAGAGAUUACGGUAUUUGGCUGCCCGUGCAUGUUGGCCACUUUUGGCUAUGUGGCGAGGACACACGCUGUCACCUGUGACGCGCGUCGACUCUCCGUAAAGCUCGCGUGGAACAGGACAACUCGAACAUUCUCCGACAAUGACUGCUUGAGCUACACUUCAAUUACUACUGCUGUCAGCCUCCCCCACUUUGAGUCACAGGACACCACUAUGGUGGAUAAAGGCCCCUUGUUGACUUCUGCUAUUAUUUUCUACCUGUCCAUUGGGGCAGCUAUUUUUCAAGUCUUGGAGGAACCCAAUUGGAAGCAGGCCGCAAAACACUAUAGACUUCAGAAGGAAAAAAUACUUCAGGACUACCCUUGUCUGACGAAAGAUGACUUGGAGAAAAUAUUGCAGAUAGUUUCCGAUGCUGCUGGCCAAGGAGUCACUAUAACUGGCAGCAAGACUUUCAACAACUGGAACUGGCCAAAUGCUGUCAUUUUUGCUGCCACAGUCAUAACUACGAUAGGGUAUGGAAACAUUGCUCCCAAAACAUCAGCCGGCCGAGUGUUUUGCAUCUUCUAUGGGCUAUUUGGUGUGCCAUUGUGUCUUACCUGGAUCAGCGAACUUGGGAAGUUCUUUGGUGGACGAGCCAAGCACUUUGGUCAAUAUCUAACUAAGAAAGGAUUUUCACUGAUGCUUUUUUUUCUAUUGCAGAGGAAAGCUCAGUUUACCUGUACAGCUAUUUUUCUUCUCUGGGGGCUGCUGAUCCAUUUAGUCCUUCCACCUUUUGUGUUUAUGUCCCAGGAGGGUUGGACAUAUGUUGAAGGCUUGUACUUCUCAUUUGUCACUUUGACUACAAUUGGAUUUGGCGACUUGGUAGCAGGUGUGGAACCCAAAAAAGACUACCCUACUCUGUACCGCUACUUUGUGGAGGUUUGGAUUUAUCUAGGGUUGGCUUGGCUUUCGUUGUUCUUCAACUGGAAAGUGCGAAUGGUAAUUGAGGCUCACAAAGCGCUAAAGAAAAGGCGCAAGCUACGCAAACUUUCCCUUGAUGAACUGCGGCACUAUAAAGAGUCUCACAAAGCUGCACUUCGUCUUCGUCCCACUCCCAAUGAUGUCAACAUCUUUAGCUUCCUGUCCAAGAAACAGGAAGGCUACAAUGACUUGAUCAAGCAGAUUGGCACUAAGAGUGACCAAAGACUCAAUGCCAGCAAAGGAAACACCAUUAACAAAACCAAAGACAUGCCUCGAUCCAAGAGCUCCAGUGAUGCUCCCAUGUUUAAUGGCCAUACCAUCCUUAGUUUAGACCGUUCACCACGACAAAAGAGAAGAUACAGUUUUAGUGACCGUGUCACUGUUGCCUUUUCCAAGUCCAAAAAUUACCUCCUGGGCUCUGACAAUGGUUUGCUGCUAACAGAGGAUCAAGGUGAUAGGGAAGUUGAACUUGACCAGGACCAAAUAUAUGAAAACCAACUUGACAAAGAUGUGGAACAGGAGAGUGGCUCUCAGGGAGAUUGUGGGAGAACUGGUCGGAGGGCAUGGGAUUCUAAAGAAUACCAUUCUCUUACAUUCCAAAAUGCAAAUAUUACUUUCAUUGAUGAGGAAAACUUUUUUGGCAAUAAUCUGGAGGAGGAGGAAGAGGAUGAUGAUUCCAAAGCGAAACUAUCAAUAACUACAUGUGAUGAAAAUAUUGAAACAGUCUCCAGGGAGGAGCAGAGUUCUGAGUCGGGUGGCUCUGUUUUUACAAGUGAUGUUUCAGAACACAGCCACUCUUAUGAAACUCUUGUGGAGGAAUAUGCAAAGGAAGACAAUACGGAACCUUAGUUCCUGUGCAAACAAUCAGCACUGCCUUUGUUGUGAAUGUUGAUGCUUUUGAAGGUGUUCUAAUGUGAACUGAAAAGACACCCCAUUGCACUGUUGGGUCUGGCAAAACAGAUAAACUACCAAGCCAAAUGAAUAUGCUUUUCCUUCAACAAAAUGUUCUUUUCUUCUAAUAAAAUAAAAUCUGUGUCGUUUUGGAUAUGAACAAAUUUUACAUCUUUAAUCAAUAUUGACUCGAGACUUCAUCAGUUCAAGGUGUCUUUUGUAAAUGUACAGUAAAGAUUUAUCUGGUAUUGGUUAUCUAAGAUGUGUACAAAUUGUUUUUCCUUGUACAUCUGUUCUACACAUUCUCGUAUUAAAUUAUGUAUAUGUUUGAACAUAUUUGUUCCCACAUACGCCAUAUUGGUGUUUUUAAAUUAUUUAAAAUGAUGGGCAUAGUAGUAGUGUAGCUACGUGGGUUUUUUUUUCUGUCUCUUGCACAAUGCAUCAAAUGGCACAGAGGAAAGUUAAUUUCAAUGCAAUGUUUUUUCUUAACCUGAGCCUUUCCCUUCUUUUUCACUCUGUCUUGUUGAUUUUUUUUUUUUUUUUUUUUUUUGACUGUACGGAAUAUAUGUUGUCAAAGGUCCAUCAAUGAGUGAGAGAGGCAUACUGUAAAUCAAAGGUAAACUUGUGAAGGGAAAAAAAACCUUUGCAAGCUAAAGAUGAUAGCUAGUUUCUGUAAAUUCCCUACGCAAAGUGACCACCAAAAAUGAUAUAAACAAGGACUCCUUGCAAAUUUAUGAAAUCACCUCAGAAUAUAUUUCAAUUGUUUUCAUUAAAUACCUACUACAUUAUUGUAUUUUGCUGCAUAUGAAUGUCGUGGCCAUCUGAUGUGGAAAGAUGAUGGAAAAGUUUUUUUUUUUUUUUUUUCCACCGCACUUCCUACACAGCAUUGUAUGUCAAGUAAAUAUUAUCUGAUCGGCAGGUGCAAGCACCUCAGCUGAGGACAUGGCCUUGCUACUUGUUUGCUUUAGGGGGCUUGCACUGACACAAAUGACUGUAGUACUGCAAAUGACAGCCAGCUAGGUUAACACGCCGCGUAUCGAUUCUCCUAUGACGUGUGUUUUUGUGUCUCUCUGUAUCUGUGUCAAAAAGUCUUUUCGGAUACCUUUAUCUGCUCACCUCCUGCCUUUUGCACAUGCACUUGAGCACGAAAACUUGUUACUUCUAAUGGCUAAAUGCCAGCGAUUGCAGUGUCACACAGGGCUCUUGUGAAUUUUGAAGUCUGAGUCAUUUGAAGUUACUAGAUUGUAAAUGUUUGGGUAAUAAAAAGUUUUGUGCCACAUGGAUAACCUGACUUGGACUGCCUUAAAUCUACUGCAAAGCAGUUGGGUGAAAAAGUACAAUGCUGAAAUUGUAUAACAUUUCACACUGGGUGUUUUCAUACAGUAUGUUUCUACUUUUGGCUCCCACAAUUUUAGAUAUUUGGUCACAUUUUCUGUGAAUUUCUGUCACUGUCAUUAUGGUGGAUACCUUUGGUGCACCAUUGUUAAGCAGUCCUGGUACUUGUCAAACAUGUCCCAAGAUUAUUUACUUUUGACUGGUAAAACCCAUUGUCCUUUCAUUGUCUUCUUAAUGUUGCUCCAUUGUGUAAAAACUCUGUUUAUAUGUCAGUUGACCUUUUUUUUUAUGAUUAAAUUAUUGUUUGUAUAUGAAUUCCAAACCAAACUGUAUAUUUCUUGUAAAAUAAACAAAGAUUGAUUGAAACAUGACUUUCAUUUUGGUCCUCAUAUAAAAUCUACUAAUAUGAACAUUUUUGGUCUGAAAGAGUUCACAUUUAUCUAAGGACUGUUAAGAUAGUCCUGUCUCUUUCAUGUACUUUUGCAGUGGAUUCCUUUCAGGAG
Messenger RNA from Syngnathoides biaculeatus (alligator pipefish), 4423 nucleotides. It is a transcript of the gene kcnk5a, whose product is annotated as potassium channel, subfamily K, member 5a. The record is from RefSeq and is a predicted model, not a curated record. Gene Ontology annotation, cellular component: membrane. Gene Ontology annotation, molecular function: potassium ion leak channel activity. The transcript has 5 exons. Gene Ontology annotation, biological process: stabilization of membrane potential; potassium ion transmembrane transport. Bases 768 to 2543 code for a protein of 591 amino acids. NCBI's taxonomy places the organism in Eukaryota, Metazoa, Chordata, Actinopteri, Syngnathiformes, Syngnathidae.